UUUGUAAAUAAAUUAAGCAAUAGCAAUAAGGAUUUAACAACUAUUGAGCCUAAAACUCAUAAAUACUCAUAUAUACGCCAUUAUAUCAAUAUUAUAAUUGGUUGUAAAAAUAUUAAGCAGUUUUAAAAACAUUUUGUGUUGACUUUUAGUUCAACGACUACGUACAUUACUCGUGUCGUCUACCGUCUGCUAUACAACAUCUUACUAUUAUAACAGCAACCAUAAAAUGUCGUCAAAACAUGUAAGCAGAUACCGAGAUGACUCUCGUGGAAGAUCAGUCGAGCGUCGACGUGAUACUUUACAGCGACAUAAAGAUAGAUCCAAAUCUAGGAGUCCUAAAAGAAAGCAAAAGUCUCUAAGCAGAGAGAGGAAAGAUUCUAAACACAAGAAGAGUAAAAAGAAGAAGAAAAGAGCACACAGCAGUAGCUCAUCGAGUAGUAGUGACAGUGAUGAGGAGGAAUUAAAACUGCUGCAGAGAUUAGAAGCAGAACGACAUAGAUUAAAAGAAGAAAGGAAGAAGCAAAAGGAAAUGUUGAAAGCUAAUGAAACACCAGAAGAAAAAAGAGCUAGAAGACUUCAGGAAAAACAGGAGAAGGAACGCAAGAGGCGCGAGCGUAUGGGCUGGGACAAUGAGUAUCAGUGCUACACCAACCAGGAUAACCCAUUUGGAGACUCGGCACUCACACAUACAUUUGUAUGGACAAAAAAACUUGCAAAGGAAGGUGUUAAGAAUGUUUCACACGAUGAGCUUGAAGCAUUAAAUAGACAAAAGCAGAUGGAAAAUAAGAUAGAGCUAGAAAAGGUGAAGCAGCGUCGGCUGGAGCGCGAGGCGGAGCGCGCGGCGCGCGAGGCGGAGGCGUCGGAGGCGGCGCGCGCGCGCGAGGCGGCGCAGUUCCACAGCUGGGCGCGCCACGAGGACGCCUUCCACCUGCACCAGGCGCGCCUGCGCUCGCAGAUACGCAUCCGCGACGGCCGAGCGAAGCCAAUCGAUCUGCUGGCUUGGUACGUGAGCUCCGAGCAAUGCGUCGACGCGUUAGAGAUGCACGAGCCGUACACUUAUCUCAAUGGAUUGAACGCGCAGGACUUGGAGGACCUACUCGAAGACAUCAAGGUGUACAAAGAGUUGGAGCAGAACGCGAAUCAGGCGUACUGGGAGGACGUACAGACCAUCGUGGUGGACGAGCUGAGCAAGCUGCGGCGGCUGGCGGCGCCCGGCGCGCGGCGCGACGGCGUGCACCAGGCCGUGGCCGAGGACGUCACGCAGAUAUUCAAGGGCAAAACCGGAGUGCAGCUGGAGGCCCUACGUGCUCAGAUCGAGCGCAAGAUGAGCGCGCGGCGUGACGGCGUCGACGUGCCCUACUGGGAGAGUCUGCUCAGCCAGCUCAAAGCGCACAUGGCCCGAGCUCGCUUGCGCGACCGUCACCAGCAGAACCUGCGCCGCAAGCUGCAGCUGCUCAAGCGCGAGCAGGGCGUGCAGCCCGCCGCCGACGUCGCCGCGCAGCACGACGCGCCCCACGAACGGCGAUCCAAGUCCCCGGAGGCCGCGGAGGCGCAGGAGUCGCAGUCGGAGUCGGAGCGCGAGGAGGAGGAGGAGUCGAGCGCGGGCCGGCUGCAGUACGCGAGCGGCGGGUACUCGCCCGUGUACCUGAGCGCCGGGGCGCUGGAGCCCGGCACGCUGGUGACGGAGGCGGCCGAGGACGAGCAGCGCCUCGCCUUCCUGCGCGCGCGCCUGCACGCCGCCAGCGCCGCCGACCACCACGCCGCGGCGCUGGCGGCCGCCAGUGCGCCGGCGCCGGGCGGCAGCGGCGCGACGGGCGCGGCGCUGGAGGCCACGGCGCGCCGCUCCAUGGCGGGGGAGGGCGGCGCGGAGGGCGAGGGCGCGCAGUUCAGCGUGGAGCACGCGUUGCCCGACCAGCCCUACCUGUGGGCCGACAAGUACCGUCCGCGCAAACCCAGAUAUUUCAACAGAGUACACACGGGCUUCGAAUGGAACAAAUACAACCAGACUCAUUACGACAUGGACAAUCCGCCGCCGAAGAUCGUGCAGGGAUACAAGUUCAAUAUCUUCUACCCGGAUCUAAUCGACAAGAAUGCGACGCCCGAAUUUUCUCUCAAACCGUGUGCCGAUAACCCUGAGUUCGCGGUACUGCGGUUCCACGCAGGUCCACCAUACGAGGACAUCGCUUUCAAGAUCGUCAACCGUGAAUGGGAGUACUCGUACAAGCGCGGCUUCCGCUGCCACUUCCACAACAACAUCUUUCAACUCUGGUUCCACUUCAAGAGAUACAGAUACAGACGCUGAAUUAUACUGUUUGUAACACAA
This is a messenger RNA of Vanessa tameamea, 2323 nucleotides long. It is a transcript of the gene cactin, whose product is annotated as splicing factor Cactin. NCBI's taxonomy places the organism in Eukaryota, Metazoa, Arthropoda, Insecta, Lepidoptera, Nymphalidae. The record is from RefSeq and is a predicted model, not a curated record. Gene Ontology annotation, biological process: mRNA cis splicing, via spliceosome. The transcript is spliced from 11 exons. Gene Ontology annotation, cellular component: cytoplasm; spliceosomal complex. Gene Ontology annotation, molecular function: protein binding. Bases 227 to 2302 code for a protein of 691 amino acids.